AGUCAGCAGUGGGUGCAGGCAGCAGUCAGUUUCCUCCUCUGUGAGUCUCUCCCCGGCACCAUGUGGAUCAGUGUGGCCUUAGUCUGCGUCGCUUUGCUCGGACUCAUAUUAAAAUAUGUGUUCCGCAGCUCCGGACCCAACCCCUUCGAGAGGGACACCCGGGAACCGCUGAAACCGAUGGUUCACGACAGGAAGGAGAAAAACAAAGUGCUGAAACAAGGUUUUGUGGCCAGUAAAAUCCCUGACAACCUUGAUGCCAUCAUCAUCGGCAGUGGGAUCGGUGGGCUCGGACUCGGAGUGCUGCUGGCCAAAGUUGGAAAGAAAGUCCUGGUUCUUGAGCAGCACGAUCGGGCCGGAGGAUGCUGUCACACGUUCACUGAGAAAGGCUUUGAAUUUGAUGUUGGAAUCCACUACAUCGGUGACUUGCAGGAACACAAGCCGUUCCGCUGCAUGCUGGACCAAAUCACCAAUGGACAGCUGCAGUGGGAGCCUCUGGAGAAUCCGUUUGACCAAGUUGUUCUGGGACCGCCAGAAAACCGACGCCGGUAUCCCAUCUACAGCGGCAGGACCCGCUUCCCUGAGGAGCUGAAGAAGUGCUUCCCUGGAGAGGAGAAGGCCAUCGACGAGUAUUUGAAGCUAGCGAAGAAAGCCGGGCGGGGCAUUUGGCUCCUUGCUGUACUGAAGCUUUGCCCUGUUCCCUUGGCUAAGUUCCUGGUCUACAGCGGCCUGGCCAAACGUCUGUCUUUCUUCUUCAAAAUGGCCCCACGCAGCCUGACGGAAGUGGUCAAUGAACUGACGGAGAACAAAGACCUCCGGGCAGUUUUCGCAUACAUCUUCGGCACCUACGGGAACAUGCCCAAAGAUGCCAGUUUUUCUAUGCACAGCUUGCUGGUCACUCACUACCUGAAUGGGGCCUGGUACCCUAAAGGUGGAGCAAGUGAAAUCGGCUACCACAUGAUCCCCAUCAUUGAGAAGGCUGGUGGUGCGGUGCUAGUCCGAGCUCCAGUUAACCGCAUCUUGUUCAAUGAUGCCAAGGAAGCUUAUGGUGUGAGCGUGAUGAAAGGUCAGGAGGAAAUCCACAUCCAUGCCCCCAUGGUCAUCUCCAAUGCUGGAAUCUUCAACACCUACGAGAAGCUGCUGCCUAAAGAGCUCCAGGCCAUGCCAGCCAUUCAGAAGCAGCUCAGUAUGAUGAAGAAUGGUGAAGGAGGCCUGAGUAUUUUUCUGGGUCUGACUGGAACCAAAGAGGAGCUGGGCCUGAAGGCAGACAACUACUGGAUCUUUGCUGAGAACAACUUUGACGAACUGGUGGAGAGCUAUAUGAAUGGAAAGAGGGAAGAAUCAGCCAAAAAAGUACCCCUGCUGUUCGUCGCCUCUCCAUCAGCUAAGGAUUCAACCUGGGAGGAAAGAUCGCCAGGCAAAUCCACCCUGAGUCUGGUCAGCUUUGCCAACUAUGAGUGGUUUGAGGAGUGGAAGGACAACAAAGUGACCAACAGAGGGGGGGACUACAAAGAGCUGAAACAGGUUUUCAUCGACUCUAUUGUGGAGGUGGUCAUGGACGUCUUCCCAAAGAUAACCAGAGACAAGAUUGAGUUUGUCGAUGCUGGAACCCCCAUCACAAACACACACUACAUUGGAGCUCCCAAAGGGGAAAUCUACGGAGCAGAUCACGGCAUGGGCCGCUUCAGCCCUGAACUCAGCUUUACAGUGAGACCUCAGACUCCACUGAAGAACCUCUAUCUGACAGGCCAGGAUGUGUUCCUGUGUGGCUUUGCGGGUGCUCUCGCCGGAGCUCUCACCUGCGGCUCGGUCAUUCUCAAACGCAACCUGCAUCUGGAUGCUAUCAACCUGGCAAAGAAAACCAAAGCUAUGAACAGCAAACACAAAGAGGACUAACUACCUGUCGACAUUCAGCUGACUGACCGUUAUAUACUGAAACUAACCAGUAACUGAUUGCACAACAAACUCACAAAAAUCUGUGUGUGAGAAGUUUUUGAGUGCCCCAGCGCAAGGUGCAAAAAAUCAUGACACAUGUUUACUUUGUAAUAUGCACUUAUUCAGCUUUGUUAAGCGAGUGGGAUGUUUCAUGUUUGAAUAACGGUUAUUGCGCUUCUAGCACUUCAAAAAUUCGAAUUACCUCAUGCAAAUACUUUUGUAUCAUUCACCGUGUUGAAGUUCAUAAACACAUUUGUUGUUUAGUGUUUGAAUUUCUUGUUCUGUGCCCAACUAUGCCUCUUAAUAUUGAUUUGCAAUCUGUAACAAAUUUACAAAGAUGACUCCCCAUUUGAUAAUAAACGCUUUGGAUGCCAUUGAG
This is a messenger RNA of Platichthys flesus (European flounder), 2311 nucleotides long. RefSeq names its product retinol saturase, tandem duplicate 2 (gene retsat.2). The record is from RefSeq and is a predicted model, not a curated record. Gene Ontology annotation, molecular function: all-trans-retinol 13,14-reductase activity. Bases 61 to 1893 code for a protein of 610 amino acids. Lineage: Eukaryota; Metazoa; Chordata; Actinopteri; Pleuronectiformes; Pleuronectidae. The transcript has 11 exons.